AUGGACCCAUUGACAAUUGGUAACGAGUCCCCGCCGGCACGGCAAUCGAUCCUGGGCAGUUUUCUUCGCCCACGCCCGCGCGGCACCUCACAAUCGCAUCCUUCACCACCACCACCACCGCUCCACGACCCUUCCAGAGACUCUCCUCCUCCAGUUCCUUCAGCAAACGACCCUGCAUCUGGACACCGACGUCGUGCAGCAGCACCCAACCUCCAGACUUCCCUAUCUCAGUCCCCAUCGACGCCUGGCUUUUCGCACAUGCUGCGACGCAGACGCUCAGCGGGCACGCUCGCUACCACCGCCACACCCCAAGUUCCCCUCGUCGCAGUCGCACGCACCGUGGUGGCCUCGUCAGCGCCAACGGCCUCUCACAGGAUCCGACUCGUUCCCCAUCUCGACAACCGGCGGUCGCUGCGGUUUGACCCCAUCUCUCGCGAUGUGAAGGAGGGCGAACCUCCUCUGCGGAUCGGUCGCUUCACGGACAGGUCAGGCCUAGGACCGGCGGCGGCGAACGCGCUCGGGUCGAACAAGCUCGCGUUCAAGAGCAAAGUCGUGUCCCGUGCGCACGCAGAGAUUUGGGCCGAGUUGGGGGGCCGAUUCUUUAUAAAAGAUACCAAGUCGAGCAGCGGCACGUUUCUCAAUCAUGUCCGGCUCUCGCCGGCGAAUACCGAGUCGCGACCGACGGAGCUGCGGGAUGGGGAUCUACUGCAGCUGGGAGUGGACUAUCAGGGCGGCACCGAGGACAUCUACAAGUGUGUGAAGAUCAAGAUUGAGGUCGGGCGUGAAUGGCAGACGCAUUCGAAUCCGUUCAACGCAAACGCACUGAAGCAGUUGAAGGCGAUCGCUUUACAGCCGCAGAUCGAUGCGGCAGACAGGAAAGUGGUCCACUACAAGUCGAGUCUGCCCGACUGCUGCAUCUGCCUGUUCGCAGUGACGAUCCAUCAGGCGCUGUUCAUCGCGCCGUGCUCACAUGCAUUCCAUUUCAAGUGCAUACGGCCACUGCUGGAGACGCACCACCCUGCGUUCUCGUGCCCUCUGUGUAGGACAUUCGCGAAUCUGGAUGAAGACGUCGAGGUCGAGGUAGAAGUGGACGGGGAAGGGGACGCAGACUCGAUGGUCGGGGUCACUCCACUUGUUUCCGCGGUCGAGCGCCCUGGCACUGGGGAUGGAAGCAGCAGAGAGCGUGAUCGCGAACGAGAGCGAGACGCGGGAGCGGAGACGGAGGUGGAGCCAGACACGGGGGCGCCGCGGCUGGGAUCCGCGCGAGGUCGACGACAUCCGGCGCUGCCCAUCAACACGUAUCUUGUUCCGCAAGACGUCGUAGACCUGACUGAGGACGCGGACGAGGAGAUGGCGGACGACGAAAUGGCGCUCCCACCUUUGCCGGAGGGCUCGCCCCUGCACAUGGAUGUGGUGCUGGAGGACCAGCAUGAUGGUUCGGCGUCUCCUGUCCCUGUCCCUGUACCCGGUCCAGCAAGCGGGUUGGUCCCAAUGGACGAGGAGGAGGAGGGGAGUGGUGGAAGUGCGCUCGAUGCAAGCGACGGCAGCGGGCGCUUAGAGUCCCACCCCAAGCGCAAGCGGUAG
This is a messenger RNA of Sparassis crispa, 1584 nucleotides long. RefSeq names its product SMAD/FHA domain-containing protein. The transcript has 3 exons. Gene Ontology annotation, molecular function: protein binding; ubiquitin protein ligase activity. Gene Ontology annotation, biological process: ubiquitin-dependent protein catabolic process; protein ubiquitination; mitotic spindle assembly checkpoint signaling. The record is from RefSeq and is a predicted model, not a curated record. Gene Ontology annotation, cellular component: ubiquitin ligase complex; mitotic spindle pole body; cytosol. Lineage: Eukaryota; Fungi; Basidiomycota; Agaricomycetes; Polyporales; Sparassidaceae. The coding region runs from base 1 to 1584 and encodes 527 amino acids.